CGUCCUUCCCACUAUAAGUGUACUAAAAGCAAAAGCAUAAAAUAUAAUAAAAAAAACCCCAAAACUAAACGACACAUCUUAUUAACUCCCUCAAUCAUAUUUCUCAAAUUUCCAAAAUUUUAUAUGAUGUCAUAAUUCUACAAUAUUAUAGACAUUCAUACAUAUAUACAUACAUAAAAAUAGUACAAAUGCUUUUUUGUUGGUUUGUUUGUAUUUUUUUUUUUUAAAAAAAAUGCACUAUAUAAAGCAAAGGUUAAUAUUCGUUUUAGUUACCAUCUCCCUUUCUUUUAAUAUUACUCAUUGCGUGCCUUUUCCUUAAAAUCUUACAAAUAACGUAAAGAGUAAGAGAGGGAGAUGGAAAUGGAGAUGGAGAAGCUUGGAUGCUUAACACACCUCUUUGUCACGCUUUUUUUGGCCUCGUUCGCCGGUGUUGUGUCGAUGCCGGCCUUAACAGAUGUCACAAUGGAAGCACUUUGUCCUGGCAAAGAUGAAUGUUCUCUUGCCAUUUAUCUCUCUGGUUUCCAGCAGGCGAUUUCAGGGAUAGGGUCAGUGUUAAUGACUCCGUUAAUAGGUAGUUUAUCGGACAUUUACGGCAGGAAAUCACUCUUGACACUUCCUUUGACGCUCAAUAUUCUCCCCCUAGUGGUAUUGGCAUAUAGUAGGGAAACGAGCUUUUUCUACGCCUAUUACGUGCUAAGAACAUUGGCAUCCAUGAUAUCCGAAGGGGCUAUUCAUUGUCUCUCUCUUGCUUACGUUGCAGACAAAAUUUCAGAGGGAAAACGAGCAUCAGCAUUUGGUAUUCUUGCAGGGGUUAGUUCUGCUGCAUUUGUAUGUGGUACAUUAUCAGCUAGGUUUCUUUCCACAGCACAAACAUUUCAGGCUGCAGCAUUUUCAGCCAUGGCUGCCGCAGCUUACAUGAGGAUUUUCCUUCAAGAAACAACACGUAAAACUGAUGCUUCAAUUCAGCCACUCCUGAAAUCUGAGCCAAGCAGUUCCUCAGAUGAUGAUUUGACAAAGAAGGUUCAGAUUUUCAAGAAGAUCCCUACCAUCCAUGAUAUAAAGAGCUUACUAGGAAGCAGCAAAACAUUUUCACAGGUCGCAGUUAUGGUGUUAUUCAAUAGCCUAGCAGAGGGUGGCCUACACGCUUCAUUGAUGUACUUCCUGAAAGCAGAGUUUCAUUUUAGCAAAAACCAGUUCGCAGACCUGAUGCUGAUAGUUGGUAUUGCAGGAAUGGUCUCACAGCUAGUUUUGAUGCCCAUGCUACUAUCAGUAACAGGAGAGGAAUGGUUGCUUAGACUUGGUCUCUUAGUGGCGAGCACAAACAUGAUUCUUAACAGCGUUGCUUGGGAUGUUUGGGUCAUUUAUGCAGUAGCCGGGCUUUCAGUGUUCGUUGUUUUCACAAACCCUUGUAUGCGUAGCAUUGCCUCCAAACAAGUAGGAGAAAGUGAACAGGGUAAGGCUCAAGGAUGCAUCUCAGGGAUAGGUUCUUUGGCCAAUAUCAUUUCACCAUUGGUUUUUAGCCCUCUAACAGCUACUUUCCUCUCAGACAAAGCACCAUUCCAUUUCCCUGGUUUCAGCCUGUUGUGUAUUGCGUUAUGCACGGCAAUGGCUUUCCUUCAAAGUCUAAUGAUAAGGGCAACUCCAAAGAUCUCAAGCAACAUGGUAGCCUAGGCCACAGAUAUGAAGAGUUCUAGUAAGAAUAACAUCUACUCUUUCAGAAUGUAAGGUGGGCAUCUCGCAGAAUGAAUAGUGACAUAUACAUGCUGAGGUAUGCUGCCAAGACAGAAGGAGACCAAGUCAGAAGGCAGCUGCCAAGGCCUGUACAUCAGAUUUCCCAUGAUUACCUUGUAUAUACAGAGGGCAAGUUUAUAAAAGACCCCAAUUUAGCUAGUUUAUGUUUUUCUAAAUAGGAUAGCCAGACAAUUUCUUAAUUCAAAGGGCUUUUUGAUGAUUACAAUCCCUAAGUAAGUGCAGUUAGACCACAGAAUUUCAUAAACCAAAA
Chenopodium quinoa (quinoa) is the source of this 2002-nucleotide messenger RNA. RefSeq names its product hippocampus abundant transcript 1 protein-like. Bases 355 to 1671 code for a protein of 438 amino acids. Gene Ontology annotation, molecular function: transmembrane transporter activity. The record is from RefSeq and is a predicted model, not a curated record. Gene Ontology annotation, biological process: transmembrane transport. The transcript has 14 exons. NCBI's taxonomy places the organism in Eukaryota, Viridiplantae, Streptophyta, Magnoliopsida, Caryophyllales, Amaranthaceae.